UUAACAUUUCCUUAAUCAGUCUUGCUUUAAUUUGAAAAUAUGAGAAUUUUUUAUGAUAUUUUCAUAUCAUUGGCAGUUAUCCUAAAUUACAUUGACUUAGGUGCGCAGUUUGAAAACAUACCGAAUAGAGAAACUCUUUCCAGUGUUCCUCAUUCCGGUACUCCUCGUGUUCUAGAUAGGAACGUUUCUUCUGUCAGACAACAUUUUCCUGACAGUUCUGCUUCUGCUGGUGAGCCUAAUCUUCGUUUGAGAUCCAGAUCGCCUGCUGCCAUACGUCGUCCUCCUUUUCGCAUAUUUGGAUAUGAUAUCGAACAACUUGCGUUUAUUAGACUUAUUCCCAAAAAAAAUCGGCACUGGAUAUUUGAAAUUCACAGAUACACUUUUCCUGCCGAUACGCCCGCCAAAUUGAGAACAGGAUCUGAGCUGGGGCCCAUGCCAACCGGAGAAAGAUUUGUUUUAACGACAUCAAAUGGUGAAAUAAUGGCAUUAUUGGAACGUUCUAAUACAAUUCUUCGUGGAAUAUAUGCAGUUCAAUAUUUUCUAAAACGAGUGAAAGUAAACAUGUACAGCGGUCUGGUGUUCCCCUUGAACAAAAUUGAAGCAGACGUAACCCCUACAAGCGGAAAUCAGCCCAUCGCAAAAAAUUUUAGAUUAGAAUUUAUUGAUAAUAAUAACGGAACAUGCGACCCUCAAACAAUAUGAAAAUUGCAUUCCUGUGCAAAACAGAGCCCGUUCAAAAUCUACAUCACUUUUUAAACCCCUCUCAAGCUUGAAGUAAACGUUAUUUUUUUUAUUUAAAUAAAAAAAAUAAAUAAUUUGGCAAACUUCUCUUAUCAACUUUUGAAGGUAUAUACCAUGUUAAAUAAAACAAUCGGUUCUCUUGGGAAAAGUUAAAGUGGAAACGGUACCGGGAAGUGCUCUCUUAAACUGAUUUAGUAAAUUGUCACUGGUUAAAUCCGUACUUUGAAUUAUCACUAGUCAAGCUGUGAUUUUCCGACUUUGAUUGGGUUGGCCAGAAAUGAUGCAACCAAGGCAGCGUUACAGAAUAUAUCAGUAAACAUAAACAAUAGAUUAAACCAGUGAUACAGCGCUUUGAGCGACCAAAACCUGAACCUGCUCUAGAAGUCUGGUACUCGCUAUGCGCCAGUCACGUUUUUGAAUUUGUGGAGUGAAAACGAACUUCAUUAUGUGUUUGUGUUAUAAUUAUUUUUUGCAUGUUAGCAAUAAGCUGAGGAUCUAAUAUCCCUUGCUUGAAAGUUGUGAUGCCCUUGACCGCGUAGGUUUGUCUUUGAUCAACGCCACACAUUAACAUAACGACGGGCCUUCCUACAAUGAGAUGCAAGAUAUUAUAUCCUAUUAUAUAGCAGCUUAACCCUCAUUGAUUGUUGUGAGAGUAAUACGCAGUUUUAAAAAACUAAUUUUUUUAAAGUUUGCUUACUAGUGAUAUAUAAUAAGUGGCAUACCUAACCAGCUGCCGAGGAGCAAUGCGCACGGCCAAAUAAAUACACUCACUGAGAAACCAGUGAAUCAAUAAAUCUCACUGAGUGCCAGUGACACACUUCCGGCUGUUUCGGCAUGUGAAGUUUCACUGGAAAUCAGUGAGAUUUCACUGCAUUAUUUUAAGGUGGUGGCUGAUUUGUUCGAAAUCAAAUACUCGAAGAAGAAAAUUCAAAUUGUGUCAAAGCCUUCCGGCAUAAAUUGCCUCUUUGCCGAGAUACCAAGUUUAUUAAAAAAGGUCCUUAAUUUUUAAGUGUAAAUAAUUUUUGAAAACAUAGAUGUUGAAAAUUUUUUGGUACAACUGGUGAAUAACCUAUAUACUAAAAAAUAAACAAAAAUAAGCAAAAUUGAUUACUUGAAUUUUACCUUUCACAUGGAACGUCCCAUAAAAUAAAACAAAAGCGUGCCCUCUGAGCUAAGUAAUUUAAUUCUCGAACGGACAUACUUUAAUCAAUAAUUUUACAUUUUUUGGUUCAAUCGUGGCACAGUGAGUCGGAACCACACAAUUGCAGGACAAGAAUCACAGUUCGGCUUAAAUAAAAAACGAUAUGCUUCAUGGGAGUUUUUGAAGUCUAUAAGACCGAAACCAGUUUAAAAAUUACGAAAUUCAAAAUGUCGGAUCGAAUUUGGCGGUCGAAAUUGUAAAAUUUUGGCCAGUAUUACUGAAAGUUAUUUCCUGCGAGUUUUUAAUGUCGCUGAAUGCAAAUAAAGUGUUAAAAUGGCAACAUUUGAAACGGAGGAUCAAAUAUGGCGACCAAUAGUGUGGAAUUUUAGCUAAUAUUUUUUCAAAUUGGUACCAGGAGGUUUUUCAGGUCGCUGAAUCCAAAGAUGCUUUCCAAAUUAUACAAUUCAAAAGUUUAAGUGACCUGACGGUUUUCGGCGUGCUUGAUUAAAGUUUGUCUCCUCCUCUCUCACUAACAAAGAUAUUUAAUUUCUGUCCGAAUCGCGUUAUCUUCUGAAGAACUAUAAAAACAUUGUAAACAAUUAUUUGCUGGUAC
Molecule: messenger RNA, 2495 nt
Organism: Belonocnema kinseyi
Lineage: Eukaryota; Metazoa; Arthropoda; Insecta; Hymenoptera; Cynipidae
Exons: 2
Coding region: 40-702 (220 amino acids)
Source: RefSeq, a predicted model, not a curated record